AUGGCUACAGAAGUAUACCCAGAGAAGCUUGAAACAACGCUAGGCAACAACAAAUAUUUCAAAAACCUGAAAUUUACAUUUCGAAAGAGCAGUCGUAAUAGUCCUUACUACAUCAAUUUCGAUUUCUACUCAACUUGUGGAUACGGGAAUAAUGUUUCGGUGAAAUGGGUACUGUUCGAGUACAUAAGUGGACGCUAUGUACAGGUACCAGUGCAGUUCGAAUAUAAACUCUGUGACUUUUUUUAUAAGGAUCCUUUCUUAGGGCAGAUGUACGCAAAACAAUUGCCUCCCAACUGGACCUGUCCUUUUCCUGCAGCUACAGAAGUAUAUCCAGAGAAGCUUGAAACAACGCUAGGCAACAACAAAUAUUUCAAAAACCUGAAAUUUACAUUUCGAAAGAGUAGUCGUAACAGUCCUUACUACAUCAAUUUCGAUUUCUACUCAACUUGUGGAUACGGGAAUAAUGUUUCGGUGAAAUGGGUACUGUUCGAGUACAUAAGUGGACGCUAUGUACAGGUACCAGUGCAGUUCGAAUAUAAACUCUGUGACUUUUUUUAUAAGGAUCCUUUCUUAGGGCAGAUGUACGCAAAACAAUUGCCUCCGAACUGGACCUGUCCUUUUCCUGCAUGUAUUUUUUUAUUCAGCGUAGGCAUUUGGCCGCUAUCACGCUUGUUGGUGAGCGAUGAUGCGAUGGAGCACGCCUACCAUCUGAAGCAACCUAUUCCCUCAGGCCUUGAAGACAUCCAGGCUUAUAGCCCUUUAGGGACCACAGACUGCUACAAAGAAUUCCUCUUCUUAGUGGUUCUGAUUAUAAAAUUGGAGGCGAACGGCAUAUAUUACAACGACAUACUAGUUUAA
Messenger RNA from Spodoptera exigua (beet armyworm), 858 nucleotides. NCBI's taxonomy places the organism in Eukaryota, Metazoa, Arthropoda, Insecta, Lepidoptera, Noctuidae. The record is from the annotation of a GenBank genome assembly.